GAUUCUACAAAAGAAGCUCUCCUCAGCUGGUGUCCAUACUGUUGAAAAUUUUAAGAGAUGCAGCUGUCUUUGACUGGACCACACUCCUGGGCACUCCUGACACUGCUGUUGUCAAACCUGCUUCUGUGGGAGAAUGUGGCCUCUUUGCCCAUGUGUGAAGUAAUAAAUGGGCAAUGCCAGCUGACUCUUGAGAACUUGCUUAAUCAGGCAUAUGGGCUAUCUGAGAACACCAAUCAUCUCACGUCAGAAAUAUUCAAUGAGUUUGAUAAAGAAUACUCUUCAGUUUCAGGCUUCUCGGACACAAUCCCCCUGGUGUGCUCCAAUUAUUCCCUCCCUGUUUCAAAUAUCACAAUACAAGAACAAGAGAUUCAGUCUGAGGUCCUCUUGAAAGUGACCAUAGAUACGCUCCUUGGCUGGAACAACACCCUGAGUGAGGUAGCAGCAGAUAUGGAUGACCUGAAAUCAAUUCCUGGUGUUGGAGCUUUCAUAUCUAAUGUCAGAAAAAUAGCUGCAAAAUUCACAAGACUCACAACUGUACUAAAAGAAGUCAAGUCAUUGCUCAAACUGGCUCGUCUUGACCUUGAGGAAGAGGAGGACAACCCUGCCUCAGCUGGACUUCCAUCAUUGCAUCUGCUAAAUAAUCCCUCUCGCCUUACCUUCUAUCACGCCCUUCUGGGCUGUGUGAGUUAUGAUGCAGAAAAGAUUGCAAGUCAUGUGAAGAUCCUGAGGUGCAAAAUGAUCCAUGGAAAAUGCUAAGUCUCCAUCCUAUGUGUUCUGAAAUGCUCAGAACCAGAUGGGAUGGUAUACUGCAGUAGGGACCCAUUCCCCUUAAUGUUUUUGUUAAUUUUAUAACUUGUCAAUGUGUACUUAUGAAAUGUGUACUUGGGAUAUUAAAAACCAAUGCUUUAAAAA
Molecule: messenger RNA, 912 nt
Organism: Rattus rattus (black rat)
Lineage: Eukaryota; Metazoa; Chordata; Mammalia; Rodentia; Muridae
Product: prolactin-5A1-like
Exons: 5
Coding region: 58-756 (232 amino acids)
Biological process (GO): mammary gland development; response to nutrient levels; female pregnancy
Cellular component (GO): extracellular region
Molecular function (GO): prolactin receptor binding; hormone activity
Source: RefSeq, a predicted model, not a curated record